AUAGCAUAGUAGCCGGACUCAAAUUAUUUGACCAAUAAAUAUAAAAUUUACACUUAAUUUUUAAAUAUUGUCUAAGAUGCAUGUGUGACGCAUCUUGCGAAUUGAGUUGCGAUGAGGUGGAGAGUUUUUGCUUGAUUUGCGCAAGCUAAGCUAGUGCGCAAAGCUCCAUUUGUCCCUCAUAAUAUACUAAUUAACAGGAGCUAGCUAGCACAUGGAUAUCGUCAGUUGCCACAGCUAGCCUACAGGUGUAGAGUUUGCAUUUGUAUCUGGGCACUACACAUGGCAAAGAAGACCAAAAAGAUUAAUUUAUUUGAAAGAUCUAUCAUAUUUGCCUUUUUUAUAAUAUUAUUAUUCAAUACUUAAAGAUUCGGCCGUUCAUAUUAACAAUAAGUAUAGAUCCCGUUUGAACAGGAUCGGUCUGAUCCCUAUUAUAUAAUUUGCUCUUGCAUUGAUGUGGUACGCAUUGACGUUGGAUCGAUAGGGAGAUAUUUAAGAAUUAAUAUUAUUUUGCCGAUUAAAUCACCUCUGUAUCAUUAUGUUAACAUGAUUAAUUUUUACAUUUACUGUUAUAAGAUAAUUCCUCGUGAAGCAUGAGCCACGUUAUUUAAACUCCAAGUUGAUCAUCGAAGAGAAUAUGGGAAUGGCUGUAUAAAGAAGCCAUUAGCUAGCUAAUAGCAUCUUAGCCAAACAAAUUGAGGAACCACAAUCCCCUACUAGUGUGUGUUUGUGUUGAGAUUGAGAAAGAUUGAGAGAUGGGUUCUAUGGGAUCUGAUCACAAGCCCCAUGCAGUGUGCAUCCCCUACCCGGCGCAGGGCCACAUAACGCCCAUGUUGAAGGUGGCCAAGCUCCUCCACUCCCUCCAUGGAUUCCACAUCACCUUCGUCAACACCGACUACAACCACCGCCGCCUCCUCCGCUCGCAGGGCCCCGCUGCCCUCGAUGGCCUUCCCGAAUUCCAAUUCGUCACCAUCCCCGACGGCCUCCCCCCCUCUGAUGACGACAGCACGCAGGACAUCCCCUCCCUCUGUCGAUCCACCAUGACCACCUGCCUCCCCCACUUCCGCAAACUCCUUGAGGAGCUCAACGACACAUCCACAAGCCUCCCGAAGGUGACCUGCGUCAUCUCCGAUUGCGUCAUGAGCUUCACGUUGGACGCCGCGAGGGGGCUUGGCGUCCCUAUUGCUUUCUUCUGGACCGCGAGUACUUGUGGCUUCAUGGGCUACUUCCACUACAGGCACCUCAUCGACGAGGGCAUCAUUCCGCUCAAAGAUGCGAGUCAAUUCACCAACGGGUACCUCGACACCGCAAUCGGCUCGGUCCCCGGAUUAAAGAACAUGAGGCUGAGAGACUUCCCAAGCUUCCUCCGUACGCUGGACCCCGACGAGUUCAUGGUGCACUUCAUCCUGCGGGAGAUGGAGCGCGCCACCAUGCCGGACGCCAUCAUUGUCAACACGUUCGACGAUUUCGAGCGCCGGGCGCUCGAAGCCAUGGCGGCGAUCCUUCCGCCCAUCUACACCGUCGGCCCCCUCCCCCUCCUCGCCCGCCGCAUCCCCCACGGUCCACUCAGCUCCGUGGGUUCCAACCUGUGGAAGGAGGAGCCCGCAUGCUUAAAAUGGUUGGAAGACAAAAGGCCCGGGUCCGUUGUCUACGUGAACUUCGGUAGCAUAACGGUCAUGACCAACCAGCAACUGAUAGAGUUCGCGUGGGGGCUCGCGAACAGCGAGCACGAGUUUCUGUGGAUCAUCAGACCCGACCUCGUUAAGGGCGACACCGCGGUGCUCCCGCCGGAGUUUGUAGAAGGGACGAAGGAGAGGGGGCUCAUGGCGAGCUGGUGCCCGCAGGAGGAAGUGCUUCGCCACCCCGCGGUGGGCGCGUUCCUGACGCACAGCGGGUGGAACUCAACGCUAGAGAGCGUGUGCGGUGGCGUUCCGAUGCUGAGCUGGCCCUUCUUUGCAGAGCAGCAGACCAACUGCAGAUACGUGUGCACGGAGUGGGGUAUAGGGAUGGAGAUCGACAACGACGUGAAGCGGAAGGAGGUGGAGGGGUUGAUAAGAGAGAUCAUGGGAGGCGAGAAGGGGAAGGAGAUGAAGAGGAGGGCCAUGGAGUGGAAGGAGAUCGCCGUGGAAGCGACGCAGGAGGGUGGUCCCUCUCUUGUAAAUCUCAAGAGGUUGGUCCACGAGGUACUUUUGGCGAAGAAGGGCGCUGUGUAAACUGUAGCACUUGUCCCAGAACCUGCUCUACAACAUCAUAUGAGGACCAGUCAAUUGAGCGGCCCUUUUUUUAUUUUUAUUUUUAGUUUUUAAAUUAGCUCGGAUCUAAAGUAGGGGUGACAAUCCAGCUCGCUGUUCAUGAGUCAGUUCAUGUUCGGC
This is a messenger RNA of Ananas comosus (pineapple), 2369 nucleotides long. RefSeq names its product 7-deoxyloganetin glucosyltransferase-like. The transcript is spliced from 3 exons. The record is from RefSeq and is a predicted model, not a curated record. NCBI's taxonomy places the organism in Eukaryota, Viridiplantae, Streptophyta, Magnoliopsida, Poales, Bromeliaceae. Gene Ontology annotation, molecular function: UDP-glycosyltransferase activity. Bases 753 to 2210 code for a protein of 485 amino acids.